Messenger RNA from Monodelphis domestica (gray short-tailed opossum), 8049 nucleotides. It is a transcript of the gene PODXL, whose product is annotated as podocalyxin like. Gene Ontology annotation, cellular component: microvillus membrane; apical plasma membrane. NCBI's taxonomy places the organism in Eukaryota, Metazoa, Chordata, Mammalia, Didelphimorphia, Didelphidae. Gene Ontology annotation, biological process: regulation of microvillus assembly; positive regulation of cell-cell adhesion mediated by integrin; negative regulation of cell-cell adhesion. The record is from RefSeq and is a predicted model, not a curated record.
GCCCAGCCCCGCCGCCGCCACCGCCGCCGCCGCCGCCUCAGGCGGCUCCUGGGGGGAGGGGAAGAAAGGGGGUGUGGGAAGUGGGGGAGGGACAGGACCUACGAGAAGAAGAGCUCCGUAGCCGCCGCCCCCAGCCCCAGCACAGCCCACCCGGCCUCCCUUACGGUAGCAGUCAGUUCCCUCAGGCUCUGCGCCGGCCGGCAGCUCUGCGCUCUGACUGCGCUGCGCGCCCAGCCCCGGCUCUGCGGCAGCAAAAGCAGAAGGAGGAGCAGGAACAGCGGAGAGCGGGGGCCCGCUGAGCAGUUGCCGAGAGUGAGGCGUGCAGCACCCGGGCCGCAGGGACCCGGAGGAGUAGCGCCAUCGACCGAGCCGCCCUGUGCCGUGCUGGGGUCGGCGAGAGCGGCCGCCUGGACCGCGCUCCCUGAUUCCGGGACCGGAGCCUAUCCGGCACAACUCCCGCAGCCACCUGCUCCGGAGGCCCCAGCUGCGAGGACAGGAUGCGCUCCGCGCCUCUACCGCCACCGCUGCUGGUGGUGCUCCUGCUGCUGCUGGGUGGACUGGGAAACAUCAAGACAUCAUCAUCAGCUGUGGAAUUGCCCAGUUCUCAGACCUCUACAACCUUAAACCCCACACAACUGAGUGGCUCUUCAGGAACAGAGAAUCCUAAAGUUGACCUUCCAGGGGCUAGUUCACCUGAGAAGUCUAGCACUGGUCCCACAGGGGCUAGUUCACCUGAGAAGUCUAGCACUGGUCCCACAGGGGCUAGUUUACCUGAGAAGUCUAGCACUGGUCCCACAGGGGCUAGUUUACCUGAGAAGUCUAGCACUGGCUCCCCAGGGGCUAGUUUACCUGAGAAGUCUAGCACUGGCUCCCCAGGGGCUAGUUUACCUGAGAAGUCUAGCACUGGCUCUCCAGGGGCUACUUCAUCCAAACCUGAUAGCCAUUCAUCUUCAGUCCCUACCAAAGCAGACCAGGAAGUGGACAGUACAACAUUGGUGGCAGGAGGAUCCAAAACACAGACCACUGGAGUCCCUAUUAAAGAUACUAGUUCUGCCUUAGAUCCUCUUAACAAACCCACCUUGGCAUCCAGUACAUCUUCAGACACUGGUACUUUGAGAACCAAGACAUCUACUUUUUCAGCACAGGUGGUAAAAUCCUCCCCUUCAUCAUCAGCCACAACUAAGGAAACUAUCACCUCACGAGAAAUAGAUGCUUCAACACUGCUGACAAACCACCAGAGCCCUUUGAGUGUCACCACAACCUCCCAGAUAUCUGGGAGUUCCCUUCCUGUGACCAGUCUGGAUACUUCCAGUCGAGCACAAGGAGCCUUUCCUACUAUUACAUCCCCGGUGAUCACCUUAACUUCCAGGACUCAAUCAACUGUAGUGACCACUGGGGGCCAGGCUCCAGGACCCUCUGAUGGCUCAGGUCCAGUGACCUCUCAGGGUCCAGCAACACUUACUUCUAUGGUUUCAGCUCUGGUUACUCCUUCGGUAACCCCCAAGGGCUCAACUUCAGUUUUCUCUGAUGAUUCUACCUCGUCCACUAUCUCCUAUUCAUCCCAUCACCAGCCCCCUGCCAUGGCAACCUCUGAAUCUGAAACCUUUGAGUCCAUACCCAACAAGAUCACCUGUCAACCUGACAGUUAUGCAACAGAGAAUCUGCUUAUUCUGAAGAUGACCAACUUCACCAUGUGUGAUAGUCCCAAGGACUCUCGUAACCAUCCCCUUUAUGUUGCCCUGUGCCGAGCAGGAAAAGUCAACUUCAACAAGGACAGGGAUGUAUGUCAUGUGCAAUUGGUCCCCCAGCCAGAGAAGCAAGAAGUGGCAAUCCUCAAUGUCUCUGUGCAGACACACCUUCAACCCAAGGAGCUGUUUGAAGUGUUGAAGAAGAGAUGGGAUGAUCUGAAAGCAUUGGGAGUUAGUAACAUGACAUAUGGAAAGGAAAGUCUGGACAAGGACGAGGAGGACCGGUUCAGCUUGCCUCUCAUCAUUACUAUCGUUUGUAUGGCAGCCUUCCUACUCCUUGUUGCUGCUCUCUAUGGCUGCUUCCACCAGCGCUUCUCUCAGCGCAAGGACCAGCAACGCCUGACUGAGGAACUACAGACUGUGGAGAAUGGUUACCACGACAAUCCCACACUGGAAGUGAUGGAGACUUCCUCUGAGAUGCAGGAGAAGAAAGUAGCCAAUCUCAAUGGUGAGUUAGGGGACAGUUGGAUCGUCCCACUAGACAACCUGACCAAGGAUGAUCUGGACCAGGAAGAGGAGGAUACACACCUGUAAGGCCACCUGUCUGCCAGCUCUGACCACCACCAUGGGACUCUUUGAGACUUAAUCACCCAAAGUGCCACUUGAGCAGGGGGAGGAAAAUCAACUUCCUCCCCACCUUGAGAGACAUCAACAGGGAGAGACAUGAAAGGAGCAGUUGCCUAUGUGCAAGGUCAUGGGUCUCCUCUCUCCCCACCUCACCUCAUCUUGAGGGGGCUUUAACUUUUUCAUUUCCUAGCCAAUGGAAACAAUUCAUCUUAAGAGGUUCGAGGAGGGUAAAAGAAAAAUGGGAAGAUAGCCACACACAAUUUCCUCUGGAACCGACCUAGGUUUUGUGGCCAGGUUGUCAGCUAGAAAGAUGUAAUGGAAAGGAAAACUGGUGGCAAUUUAGAUUCAUGUGGAAACUACUGGUGGAUGAGACCUGUUUUCUAAUCUUUUUCUCCCCUUCUGAAGAGCAAAGCUAUUUGUCAUCCUUCCCAACCAUCCCAAGGGCCUUGUAGGAAGGGCCCAAAUCAUCCUUGAAGGCCUUGAACUGCUUGUAAACAAAUUCUGAUUUCCUUGCUUACCAUUUUGGUGAGGCAGAGAUUUUACCUGACAAGGUGAAUUGUUCCUACUCAGAGAAUCCCUUUACAGAUGAGAGACAGGAUUGACAAACUUCUGGAGUUGACCUCAUACUGACUGGCAGGAAGUGUUGACACUCGGCACUGUUCUUUCACUCUUCACUGUUGAGGCACUGUUUAGAGUGGGUCCAGGGGAAGAGAUCUGCUUGCCUCCCAUCCACUUAACAUCUCGACUCUGCUGAAGCCCUUGAGAACAUCCUGCUUUCUGAUCUGCACAUAUUACCUGUUGGGGAGAAUGGAUCCCAGAACCCAUGACUCCCUCCCUCUCACCACUGAAAUAGAAGCUGCUUUUUGGAACAAAGUCUUCUGUUCCUGAGGAUCAUGUCAGCACAGUGUCUUAAAACAGACAAUCGAUGCAGCAGGAAAGGGUAGGAUUCAUCCAACCCUACAUGUGAAACUCAGGGACUAACCAAGUUGCUGGGAAUUAUUUAUAAAGGAGGUAGAGUAAGCAGCAGACCCUCACCCUCUUCCCUUACAAACACACAACAAUCCCAAGAUCAAGCCGUCCAAUGGUUUCUAUAAUCUCAUCAAUGUGAAUCUUCUUUCCAUUGGUGAAUAUCACAAGCCAUCCAUAUCUUCAAUCAUCCUUUUCCAUGUUCUUGGAGCUUUCCUGAAAAGGACCUAGCUAAUGGGUUAGCAGCUUUUUUCUGUUCCUUUUAUUUUCCCUUUAAAUUUAUGGUAGAAAUAGGGCACUCUACUUGUUAUCCUUGCUUUUUAUUUGCUCAGCCCACUUCUUUUCCCCAUCAUAUAUAGCUGGUAACCCUUAUAUUACUCUUAGGUCAUUGUUGGAUGGAUGCUUGGAUGACCCAUUUAUGUUCACAGUGCAGCCAAGUAGUGAGUAACAGCAAAAUACUUAAUUCAGUUUCAAUCCUUUAAAGAUAGUAUAGGUGUAGUGGGGGAUAGAAAUAGGGGCGUUCCAGGGUAUAUGUAUAGUAAGAAAUCCCUAAGUAUAGACCAUAUCCUGACAAUGGCAAAACUUACUAUUCAAAAAGAUGGAUUUAAAAAAGAAAAUGUCAUAUAGAAGUUAUCUAAAAAGGCAAUUUUAAUUCACAUCCCCUUUUUUAUAAUGUACAAUAUACAGAAAUGGGCCUAUUGCUAGCUUCUGAUUUCUUGGGAGUAAGUCAGUGGGAAUAUUGGUACUGAAAUUGGCUUAUUUUUGAGAAUUACAGGGCUUUUUCAGUCAGGGCACACCUCAAUUCUGAUUCUGAGUUUCCAUUAUUGAUUGUGGUGUUUAGCUUCAAUUUAUGGAGUUUCAGGAAGAAAAGUAGAUAGUCCAAUCAGAUGCACCCAAGCAGCCCAGGCACAGCCUGGGAUUUGGUCACAUAAUCAGAAAGUUUAGUUAGGAAGUAUCAAGUGCACUCAUCAUUAUUAACAUUAUUAUUUUUAAGUUUGCUAAGUCUUAGGCAGGCUGAACACAAGUUUCUGGACACAUGGUCUAGCAGCACCCAUUCCUGGGGAGCAAUAACAUUAUUUUAUUUGAAAUCUGUUCACUGUGUUUUUAAUGUUCUGCUUCAGUUUGCCUGUCAGGGUGCCUCUGGGAAUUGCACAAUUGUUCCCUGGCUGCCCUGAUUUAACCCCCCUCCAAACCCCCCACUCCAGGUUGUCAGAAGUCAAUUUUGGCACCUUGCAUUUUUGCUGAGCUGUCUUCUGCCCUGGGGUCAGUUAACAGCAGGGAAGAGAAACCUUCCAGGAACUGUAGCAUAGUAGGUUUAUCUUCUCAUUUUUCUUGAAGUCUUGCAGGAGUUUCAAAGGAGUUUUGCAUGGAGUUUGCACCUGUAGCUAAGGCCCCCAAAUGCUUGGGCAUCUGCUGGAGGUUAUCUCUCAGGCUCCAGGAAACAGCUCAGUUUGAGUGCCUUUCAGGGCUGCCCUGUUGCCCUUAAUUCUAAGAGAUGAAGGCUGGGGGGUCUAAAUUUUAAGUGUUUCUUUGUCCAGGAGGCAGCAGACAACAUUUUUUAUAGGUCUGACAGGUCCAUUGGAACACAAAUUACCUAGAGCUACCUGUUGGUAUCCUCUGAGAGAGUGGAUGUCAGAGUUCUGGUUGAAUUUACCCAUUUAGGGUAAAACAAAAGGUAUUUUGUUUGUUGGUUGUUUUUUUACACCAGACUGGUGAUUGCUUUGGAGUAGUCUUAUAAUGUAAGAAGUGACUUGUUCAGGACCCAGCAGUCAGUAUUUGACUUUUCUAGAUGUAAAUGUAGGUCUUGAUUCUGAGACUGGUUCUCUAACCACUGCCCAAGUUGCUUCUCUUGAGUUAUCAAGUUUAAAGGGUCCAAAGUACAAACCUUCCCACCCAGAUGGGGCUUUCAGACUCUAUAGAGCUCAGAGGAACACUCUCUAGAAUUACAAAUUUAGAGGGAUGCCAAGCUAGCACCACCCAUUUACAGACAAAAGCCUAUGUCUUUUGCUUAGCUUUCUUCUGGACUCCUUUGGAGAAACAAAGAAAGGUGUGUUUUGUUCAAAAUGAAAGUCUCUACUCAUUUCUUGCUCAGGAUUAAGGCUUCUGUGAGCUAUUUGCUCUUUUACAGGUGUUCCUGUUUUAUUAAUGGGUAAAAAGACUAGUCUGUGUUCUCUGAAGCUGACACUUUUACUCCUGCUGCCUUUAACCCAGACAUGGCAGUAUUUUCCUUGGUAGAAAGAUUAACCAGAGAGAUCCUUGUUUUGGGGAUUCACAGGAACCUUAACAUGUCCUUGGGGAUGAAACAGGAAUAACUUAAACCAAGGCUGGAAUCAUUCAGUCUAUAGCUUUGAUCUGAAGAUGAAUUAGAAGGCGGAAUACCUUCUGAAUCAUAGGUACCUUUCUGAAAAUUUCCAGAAGCCUCAGGAUCCAAAUUUUUUACUUGGACAGUAACUGUGCCUUGGGUAUAAAAUCUAGUACACUCUGCAUCUUUCCCCCCUCAAAGUAGAAGACAAGUGGGGUACUACCACCCCCAAAAAUCUGUUAUUGGUUUGAGGAACACAACUGUAGCUCAUUUUGGGUCUCCAAAAGGCUGUGCUAAGGAGGAACUUUGAACUUAAAAAUUUUUAAAGUAAAAUUGUUAUGUCUUUUAUUUUUAUAUUGCCUAAAUUUUCCUCGAUAUUCUCCCUCCCUUUCUUUUCCUAUGAUCUAUCUUUUAACAAAGAAAUCUUUUUUUAAUUUAGAAAAAUUUAACUUGGCAGAUGAUACGUUUCUGGAGGCUGCCUGAUAAUUGAGCUAGAUGUCAUGAACCAGCUCCCACUGAAUAAGGGACCAGCUGCCAUCAGCAUCAGCAAGUAAACAGGGGGCAGCAUUGACAGAUCACUAAAUAGAAAUACAGAGCUUUCCUUCCCAUUCCAAGGGAGGAAGCUAAGCCAUUAUAAGGAGGCAGGAUAGUGUACAGGUCUGAUCUAGAAACAUUUUUUUUGUCUCCCUUGCAAGUGAAACCAGCAGCAGAAUUGCUAUUUAAAUGCCCAUUUCCUUUAUCUUAAUUAGCUAGAGCUCUGGACAGAAUUUGAAGUCUACUGUAUACAUAUAUAUUUUUUGAAAAUGUAAAUAGAACUAUCACAUAUUAACCAACUCUCAUUUGCUGUAAGAAUAUGCUUUUGAAAAAUGGUCACAAUUAAAAAAAAUUAAUGCAGUGGGCCAGAUCCAACAUUCACUCUGGGAGACCCCAAGAGUAGAACUUUAUUACCUUUUAUUUCUUGGCAAGGCAUGCCCAAAGGGACCAUCACAGAGGGAAGACAGCUAGUGUACUCCCUAGUAAGAAUGAACCAUCUAUUUAAAUUCAACAACCUAGUUUUGUAGGUGAUGAGAAGUCCUAACAUUGAUGGGUUACUUGUCAUGUAGAGUCACAAAGCUACUUACUAGCAGAACCUGGACUAGAAUUUAUGAGUCAUCUUGCCUCUAGUUCAGUUCUCUGACAACUUUAUAGCUGCCUCACUGGCCUGAAGGAAUACAGACCUCUUCCCAUUCUCACUAGGAAGCCUCCCAUAUUCAGCCUUUGGUCCAGUGUUGCUCAGAAGCUAUCCAAACCUGCCAGCUGUGCACCAGGGGAAAACAGUGUUCUUUCUAAAUGCAAAGACAAUGUAUCUUUUUCUAAAUAACAAAGUAAGACGUUUCCUGUUUCUUAUCUGAGGAAUGCAGAUUUCUCUAAAAAAAGCAAAUUACAAAGAGUUUCAGACUCACAGAAGUCAGUUGUGAUAAGCACUACAGGCUAGCAGAGUUUCUGGAACAUUGGCUGGGUAGGUAUCUCAAGAGCUCAGGGACUCUUUGUCUCUGUAGCCCUAGCUUGGAAUUAGUUUUGCUUCUUCCAGCAAAAUCCCACCUCAAAUUAAAGGUUUCCACCUGUUCCUUAGGCAUAUGGUUCAGAUUUGCUAUUGUCUCACUUAAGUAACUUAUUCUUGAUGAGAGCUUUUCCACCACUGGCUUUGAAUCCCAUAUCUUCCCAGUUACCUAAAAAUCAGUAUCUGCCAGGUGCUGAUCCUUUUGAAAUUAAUUUGUUAAUGGUUUCUCAAGAUAUGUUUCCAAAGGUCUUCUAAGAUUAGGUUAUCAUGUUUGCAUCUUUACAGAAUGAAAGCAGAACAGUGUGAUAGUUAUGUGUAUUAGUAAGGGGAAGGUUGAGCACAGAUUCAAGAGAGCACAAAAAGGAAGGAGGCCACCAUAUUUACUGGCUUCUUGCUCCUUCUUGAAUCUUAUGCAGCACUAAAUUACUAACUGGAGACUAAAGGGAACAAAUUCCUAUUGAUAGAAUUAAGGCAGCACCUUCAGAAAUUCUAGAAUUUGAAAUGGCAGAAUUUUGCAGAUUUCUCUUGGGAUUCUUUCUUUAAAAUUGGUCACACAAUUACACAUGUGAAAAAGAGUUCCUUUCAGGUCUAGAAUUUUUUGCUGGCUAGGUAGGGAUGGAGGGGUAGUUUUAGCAUCUUCUACCAUUCUCACUUAGCAUAUAUUCAGGAUAGAACAAAUCAAGCCCAGACACAAGGCUAAAAGACACUGCUCAAAUGGCCUUAAAAAAGACUAGCUAAUGUCACUUACAUUAUUAGAGGCUAGUGCUACUGGCUGCUAUCAGGAAGCAGGACAGGGGUCUGAAGUACACUGGAAUUUAUGGAGAAACUGGAUUGUAAAGAUUAUAGUUAAUUCUUUUCAUUUUCCUACAAAACUAUAUUUUGGAAAACUUUAUGCUGUCAAUUAAAGUUUUUUUGUUGUAAAGUCA